Messenger RNA from Spinacia oleracea (spinach), 2512 nucleotides. RefSeq lists its product as uncharacterized. The record is from RefSeq and is a predicted model, not a curated record. The transcript has 5 exons. Lineage: Eukaryota; Viridiplantae; Streptophyta; Magnoliopsida; Caryophyllales; Amaranthaceae. The coding region runs from base 307 to 2196 and encodes 629 amino acids.
CCCAGAGUUGCGAAAUCUUGCGGCCCAAGCUUCAAACAAAAGAACCAUAGAAGCCCACGACCACCCCGUAACACACAAACACAACCAAGAACCAACAGUGCGCCUCCCUCCCUUCCUCCCUCUCACGCACCGACCCACUUUCUCUCUCCUCUUUUGCCGUCGACCAAACAACCAACCCGGGCCGUGCUACAACCUGAGAUUUUCUCUUCAACAAGCUAUUCGACAUGAGAAAAUGCGCUUUCCUAAAUCUUCCCACCAAUUUUUUCUCAUAGUUUUCCUACACUUCUUCGGUAAUUUGCUUCCCCAAUGUCAAGACUUUUGAUGUUUGGAAAAAUAAGGAGGGCUGCACAUUCCAUAUUAAAAUCCCGUGGAAGCAGCAAUUUGGGAUUAAAAAAGGAUGGAACAUGUCCCCUCUUCCAGCCAUGUGUGCCACAAUAUAGAGUGUAUUCACAAUUCAGACACAAUUAUGGAGGAUACAUGCCUAAGCCUAAUAGUUUGUAUAAACAUCCACGAUUUUCUCACAAGAGUGGCUCUCCAAGGAACUAUUCUUCCACAUAUGCAAGUAACACUAUGGCACAUCAUGCUCAAAAUGCUUGGAAACGAAUUUCAAAAAUGCGCUCUUCAAAUGGUUCAACACUUCCCGCCAUAAGUAGAGCUGCUGGCAUAUUCAGCAUAGCUUCAACCAAGUCUCACCUUUUGGUGCCGGGUAUUUUCACCUUAAUAUUUGGGGAGCUAGCGUUAACCCGAACAGCAUCUGCUGAAUCAGACUAUCUUUCCUCUAGUAAUGCUGUUGUUACGCGUGCACAAGAUGGGCAUGCCUACAUGAGCAGGUUGAUUCUGAACUUACUAGAGGUCCUAAUUUUGCUGCUAAGAGCUGUUUUUCUGGCAUUAUUAUUUUCACCCAGCAUAGCCAUGGCUCCAUUUGCAGAUAGUUUUGGACCUAAUUUCAGACGUAUUUGGCUCCACACUGUGCAUCGUACCCUGGAAAAAGCUGGCCCUGCAUUUAUAAAAUGGGGUCAGUGGGCAGCUACACGACCUGAUCUAUUCGCAAGAGAUUUAUGUUCUGAGCUUUCAAAGCUUCACUCAAAAGCUCCAGAGCACAGCUAUGCUUAUACAAAAAGAACUGUUGAAAAGGCCUUUGGUCGUAAACUUACUGAGAUUUUUGAAAGUUUUGAUGAGAAGCCUGUUGCAUCUGGAAGUAUUGCACAGGUGCACCGAGCUGUGCUACGCUUCCGACACCCUGGUCAAAAGACCAAGCCCACUGAAGUUGCAGUGAAGGUUAGGCAUCCAGGAGUUGGUGAUUCUAUUAGGAGAGACUUUGUUAUUAUUAAUGCAGUAGCAAAAGUUUCAACACUUAUCCCUACACUGAAGUGGUUGAGACUAGAUGAAAGUGUCCAGCAAUUUGCAGUUUUUAUGAUGUCACAAGUUGAUCUUUCCAGGGAAGCUGCUAAUCUUAAUCGGUUUAUAUACAACUUUCGGAGAUGGAAGGAUGUAUCUUUCCCAAAACCUCUCUAUCCACUCGUGCAUCCUGCAGUUUUGGUUGAAACUUUUGAGCAUGGGGAAAGUGUGGCACAUUAUGUUGAUGGGUUCGAUGGGCAUGAACGCUUUAAAACUGCUCUGGCUCACAUUGGCACCCAUGCUCUUCUGAAGAUGCUAUUGGUGGAUAAUUUCAUUCAUGCCGACAUGCAUCCUGGAAAUAUUCUUGUCCGACUAAAACAUAAGCGUAAGGGGGAGGCAAAAUCAAAGCCACAUCUCGUUUUCAUUGAUGUAGGCAUGACCGCUGAGCUUGCAAAAAAUGACCGUGUAAUUCUGCUGGAGUUUUUCAAGGCUGUUGCUCACCGGGAUGGACGUACUGUAGCUGAGCGCGCACUCCAACUAUCAAAACAGCAGAGUUGUCCAAACCCAGAGGCGUUCAUACAGGAGGUAAAGAAGUCUUUUGAUUUCUGGGCUACUCCAGAAGGUGACCUGGUUCAUCCAGCAGAUGCCAUGCAACAGUUACUUGAGCAAGUUAGACGUCACAAGGUGAACAUUGAUGGCGACGUGUGCACUGUAAUUGUCACUACUUUGGUCCUUGAGGGUUGGCAGCGGAAACUCGAUCCAGAUUAUAAUGUGAUGCGUACGCUUCAAACUUUGUUGUUCAAAGCUGAUUGGGCAAAAUCUCUUUCGUACACUAUUGAGGGGCUUAUGGCCCCGUAGAAAUUUGCCUCCUGCUACUAUACUACUAGCUGCUGCUAAAACACAAUUUUGACGGAUCAUAUACUUCUAUACAUAGUUUCCCCCAUUAAAUAAGCUUAAUUUAGCUUAGGUCACGUUUGAUCAUCUUUCUUCUACCUUCUCCAGUUGGUCACAUAUAUAAUUUUCGUUUCAACUUUGUUCUGAUUUUUGAUGUUCAUCAAGUGAUAUAGAGAGUAGCACUGUAAUAGUUUCCCGGGAAAAGGGUUUCUAGUUUAACAUUUAUUUGGCCUGUAUAUAAUCAGAUACAUUAUGCAUUCAUUUUGACCCUCUCUUCGCA